This is a messenger RNA of Acinonyx jubatus (cheetah), 3728 nucleotides long. It is a transcript of the gene DNAJC9, whose product is annotated as DnaJ heat shock protein family (Hsp40) member C9. Gene Ontology annotation, molecular function: heat shock protein binding. Gene Ontology annotation, cellular component: cytoplasm; nucleus. Bases 2283 to 3068 code for a protein of 261 amino acids. The record is from RefSeq and is a predicted model, not a curated record. NCBI's taxonomy places the organism in Eukaryota, Metazoa, Chordata, Mammalia, Carnivora, Felidae. The transcript has 5 exons.
AUCUCUUGGGCAACUUUACAAUCUGUUGCCUGCCAAGACCCCUGUUUGACAGCCCCCAGCCAGCCUGUCCAUGGUCCAUCAGAGUAAUUCCUUCCUUAAUCACUUACGGUCAUCUCACUAGCUCAAAGACACACUUUGCUUAUUAUUAUUUUUUUGUAAUUAUAAAUUUAUAUUGUCUUGUUUGACACAUAAUCUCAAAUUUACAAGGGCAGAUUUUUUUUAAUUUUUUGGGGGUUUAUUUAUUGUUGAGAGAGAUAGAGCAUGAGUUGGGGAGGGGCAGAGAGAGAGGAAGACACAAAAUCCGAAGCAGGCUCCAGGCUCUCAGCACACAGCCCGACGCGGGGCUCGAACUCAAGAACUAUGAGAUCAUGACCUGAGCCGAAGUCGGACGCUUAACUGACUGAGCCACCCAGCUGCCCUACAAAGGUAGAGUUUUUAAUGAGCUUUUAGGCUAUAAGAGCCUAUUUUAAGAAUAUGAAAAUGGAAGAAAGGUACUAUUGAAAAGUACCUAUGUACAUUCUCAGCUCUUUACAAGUAGGUUAUUUGUGAGGAUUAUUAGGUAUCAUGAAAGUGAGUAGGAUUGUCUCUGUUUUAUUGAUGGGAGGCUGAGGUUGAGAGGUGGAAACUUGACCAAAGCCACCUAUUUUCAUUUGGGCAGAGCUAGGAUUCAGAGCCCACUAUGCAUACCUGGAGAGCCCUUUACAGCAUAUUAGAGUGUCUGGGGCAGGGUGGGUGUGAGAUGAGCAAAGAUGAGGAGCUUUUCAAAAGUCCACUGAAAAAGCCAGUGAUAGGAUGAGGGUUAGGUAUGAUGAAUUUGGCAAUAUAAAUGAUGGGCUAUGCCCAAAACCCAAGGUGUCACAUUAUCUGGUCCACCAUUUUGCAGGACAACCACGGGCACGGAUUGGAGAAUUUUAGUGCACACCCUGGAUAGUACAGAUUUCAAAUUCUGGCAUGAGACCAGGGUGGGGAGAUUUAUAGAGGAGAUACUAAAGGGCUAUCAAUGUACCAAUUUAUUUUAUUCUCUGGGUUUUGUAUCCUGAGAACAGUUACCAGCGAUCUCGCUAUGGCAUCAUCAAGUCUGUCCCAGGGGUGUCACUGGUUGGCCUCCCUUGCUUUGAGGGAACUUUGAAGGCAGAGCAGGCCAAGAAGAACUGACUACCUGGAUUUCAUCUGGAAUCUGGGAAUGAGAAAUGCUAUGAAAACCAUGGGAACUCUGGAAGUUAAAGAUAAUAAUCCACUUUGGAGAGUUCAAGAUCUUUGGGUAAACUGUAAUUGUAGAUCAGAGGAGAAUGAUUCUGAAAAGUAUUGAACAGCAAGGGGAACUGCUGGGAAAUGAGUUAAGCUAAGGUAUUAUUUUGAGCUACUGAGUUUCUGCCAACUCAAGUAUUCACUUUGUGCUUUGGUUUAUCCUUUGCCUAUGAUCUGUAUACACACACUUCCUGUGUGAGCUCAUCCUGUCCCUGAUUUCCAAGGUUAUCUCAAGCUCUAGCCUUGCUUUGGAUCUCCUGACACAGUUUCUCACCAUCUUCUAGUUGAUUGCGUCAAAUUCAACAUGCUCAAACCCAGCUUUGUACUUUAGAAAGCAUUAAAAAAAAAAAAAAAAGCUUUUUCUUCAGCAUCUUUAUUUUUACUAAGAUGAGGGUUUGGGUCACGUUACUUUCACCAAAGUGAAAGGUAAAUGGGAAUGAUUCUGUAAUAAACGUUAGAGUUAAAAGACCGGUAUUUUGUGCUUUUGGUUUAGGGUUUUUUUUCUUGCAGGAAUCGAGGGAAAGCCCUUACCCAGCAGUCCCAGCCUGUAGGUUGCAAAAUUAUUGGGUCUGCGCGUUCUGUGUACUCCUGUCUGGAUCGUUGAACCAUAUCAAAUUGCCAAACGUCAAUGCUAAUGCAGUUUUUUACAUUAAAAAGGCAAACAAAACAGCAAUAUAUAGAUUCGAGUAGUAUGGACCUGCCAUAUAUUAAAUAAGCUUAUGCGUUGGGACACUGGGGAGAAGAUAGGCGCCAGAUUUCCUGAAUAAGGGGAGGAGGGCAUCCUGGCACUGGGCCUUAAAGGCUAACCACGCGGAAGGAGGUUCCCACAGCAGCUCCUUCUAGACUGGCCACGCCCCCGUGUUGCAGCCGCCGUAAAGUGCGGCGUCCUGGCCACGCCCCUCCGGCGCUUCUUGUGACGCAGUCGCCCUGGGUAUUUUUGCGCGGGAAAAGGAGGCAGUUCGGAGCGCUAGGCAGUGUGGCCGGAACCGGCAGUUUUUGCGGAGUUUGCAGCUCGCUCCCUGCCCUUACUGGCCAUGGGGCUGCUGGAGCUGUGCGAGGAAGUGUUCGGUACUGCCGACCUUUAUCGAGUGCUGGGCGUGCGGCGCGAGGCCUCGGACAGCGAGGUCCGGCGCGGCUACCACAAGGUGUCUCUGCAGGUGCACCCGGACCGGGUCGGCGAGGACGACAAAGAAGACGCCACCCGCCGUUUCCAGAUCCUCGGGAAAGUCUAUUCUGUUCUGAGCGACAAAGAGCAGAGAGCACUAUACAAUGAGCAGGGAACAGUGGACGAAGAUUCUGAUGUGCUCAACCAAGAUCGGGACUGGGAGACGUAUUGGAGAUUACUUUUUAAAAAGAUAUCUCUAGAAGACAUUCAAGCUUUUGAAAAGACAUACAAAGGUUCUGAAGAAGAGCUGGCAGAUAUUAAACAGGCCUAUUUGGAUUUCAAGGGUGACAUGGAUCAGAUCAUGGAGUCUGUGCUGUGUGUGCAGUACACAGAGGAACCCAGGAUAAGGAACAUUAUUCAGCAAGCCAUUGAUGCUGGAGAGAUCCCAUCCUAUAAUGCCUUUGUCAAAGAAUCGAAGCAAAAGAUGAAUGCAAGAAAAAGGAGGGCUCAGGAAGAGGCUAAAGAAGCAGAAAUGAGCAGGAAGGAGUUGGGCCUUGAUGAAGGAGUAGAUAAUUUGAAAGCAGUCAUUCAGGAGCAGAGUGCUAGUCUGGAAGUGCCAAGCCAGGGACUCAGUUAUAAUGCUCUCAGUUACAUCGAGCAACUAGCUGAUCUCCCUUUGCAUGACAGCAAACUGGGAAAGACACAGCUAAGGUAAGAAAUUCUUACUUUUAUUGUUAUAAACAUCAGAAAAAGAAGAAACUGAAAAUUAUAUAUAAAUGUUUUAUAGAGAAUCUAGCUGUAGAAUAUAAUCAUGGAACACUGCUUUAACAAGUGCCCUGAAUCAAAUUAUGAGAGGACAGAUUUAAUAGAGGUUCUCAAACUUUUCUAGAGUUCACAUUGAGUAAGAAUCAGAAAUGCUCACAUUUCCCUUUAGGUCACGUUUUGGUGAAUCUCCCCCUAAAUAAAGUCUCCUAAGGUCUGUUGAAGUGUCCCCUCCUGCAGCUGCUGCCUAAAUUUAUGUCCACCUGGAACCUGUGAAUAGGACUAUUUGGAGAUAGAAUUUCUGCAGAUGUCAUCAAGAUAAGGUGAGGUCAUAUUGGACUAGGGUCAGCCAUAAAUUCAAUGAUUGGUAUCUUCAUAAGACGGAAAUCUGGACACAGACACAGGGAGGAAGGCUGUGUGAAGGCAUAGGCAGAAACUGGAGUGAUGCAGCUGCAAGGCAAGGACGGCCAGGGACUGCUGCAGUCACCAGAAGCCAAGAAGAGGUGAGAAGAUCCUCAUCCAUAGAUCCUGUAGUGGGAGCAUUGUUCUGCUGACACCUUGAUUUUGGACUUCUAGGCUCUGGAACUGAUAGAAUAAAUUUCUGUUGUUUUAA